GCGUGCGUCAUUAUCUCCAGGACGAGGCCCUGCGGUUGUAGAUUUCCACUCCAUUUUUGUCGUUCUCCUCCCCUUCGAUGGUCAUGGCGACUUCGUCUGCUACACCUUCUCUCGUAGGUGGAUCUUAUUUGAAGACAUGUAGCCUGCAGUCCAACAAGCUGAAGAUGUUGGCACGAUAUCAAACUCAGUUGGCAGUUGGUCAGAACAAGCGAGUAAAUCAUCAUCGGAACUUUUCUAUCUGUGCUGAAUACAGUAAUAAUUCUAGAGGUGGAGGUGGUGAUUUUCUUGCUGGCUUCCUUUUAGGUGGAGCAGUCUUUGGAACACUAGCAUAUGUUUUUGCUCCUCAGAUCAGAAGGUCAAUACUAAAUGAAGAUGAAUAUGGCUUUCGAAAGGCGAAGCAACCUAUAUAUUAUGAUGAUGGCCUUGAGAAAACUCGUCAAACACUGAAUGAUAAGAUAAGCCAGCUGAAUUCUGCAAUCGACAAUGUUUCUUCAAGGUUGCGGGGUUUAAGAGGUGGGAGAAACAUCACGACAGAAGCUACUGAGGCUGAAUCAGAAGUAGAAGCAACAAUGUAGAAUCUGCACUUUAAUUCAUGAAGUCAUCUUUUAUUUUCUGUCUCCGCUCAUGCUGACCAUAUCUAGUUGACAAUAUGGAUAUGCACUCGAGUACUUCUACAUGUUGCUUUCUUGAUACUUGGAUUUAUAAAUUUUGAAGCUGUUUUAAAGCCAUGUCA
Messenger RNA from Elaeis guineensis (African oil palm), 733 nucleotides. RefSeq lists its product as uncharacterized. Gene Ontology annotation, cellular component: chloroplast inner membrane; chloroplast thylakoid membrane. NCBI's taxonomy places the organism in Eukaryota, Viridiplantae, Streptophyta, Magnoliopsida, Arecales, Arecaceae. The record is from RefSeq and is a predicted model, not a curated record.